CACAAGAAGCCAGAAGCAGAGCAUUCACCCCACACCAAUUCUCUCUGGAUAUCCAUCUCUUUCUUCUGAAAGCGAUAAUGGGUUCCGACGACUUUCGAUGCAGUUACUCUGUUGCAUCUUCAGUUCUGCUGCUCUUCGGUGUUGCUCUUCUUCCUCAAGCAAAUGCAGGGGACUGCGACCUGUUUAGCGGAAGGUGGGUUUUCGAUUCCUCCUACCCUCUGUAUUCUUCCUCUGAAUGUCCCUUCAUCGAGAGAGAGUUCAGUUGCGAGAAGAAUGGCCGGCCUGAUUUGGCUUACACCAAAUACAGAUGGCAGCCUCUUGGCUGCGAUUUAGCAAGGUUUGAUGCUUUGAAAUUCUUGGAGAAGUUCAGAGGGAAGAGCAUCAUGUUCGUUGGAGAUUCUCUCAGUCGGAACCAGUGGCAAUCCUUGACAUGCAUGCUUCACUCUGCAAUGCCUGGUGCCAAUUACAACCUAACAAGAGUGGGAGACGUCUCCACAUUUGAAUUCACGGACUAUGGAGUAAAGGUAAUGCUUGAUCGCAAUGUGUAUUUGGUAGAUGUGGUGCGGGAAGAUAUUGGUAGGGUCUUGAAGCUUGAUUCCAUUGAAGGAGGCAAACUAUGGAGGGGCAUUGACUUGCUCAUCUUCAACACAUGGCACUGGUGGAACCGUCGUGGACCGACUCAACCUUGGGAUUAUAUUGAAGUAGGCGGAGAGAUUAAAAAGGACAUGGAUAGGAUGCUUGCUUUUGAAAUUGCACUCAGGACAUGGGCUAAAUGGGUUGAUGCCAACAUUGAUCCCCGUAAAUCUAUGGUGUUUUUCCAAGGAAUUUCUCCAUCCCAUUACAAUGGCAGCUCAUGGAAUGAACCUAGUGCAAAGAGCUGUGUGGGGCAGGAACAACCAUUACUGGGCACAACAUACCCAGGAGGCCUGCCACUAGCAUUGGAUGUGCUAAAGAAGGUAUUAGGCACAAUAAGAAACCCUGUAACGUUGCUCGACAUAACAAACCUGUCGCUGCUGCGGAAAGACGGACAUCCUUCAAGAUAUGGGUUGGGAGGACCAACAGGAAUCGAUUGCAGCCACUGGUGUCUUGCUGGAGUUCCUGAUACAUGGAACGAGAUUCUUUACAAUCUUAUUCUUUGAAUAUUGGUCAAGGAAAGGGUUGAUUUAAAUCACUGAUUUAUCUGAAAGAGUAAUGGCUAUGUACCCCCUCAUGAUAACAGAGGUCUUGCAUUUCUUAACUUGAUUCUUAUAAUUGGACGAAAUAAAGGAAAUAUUAAUAAAAAAAAGAACAGAGA
Rubroshorea leprosula is the source of this 1294-nucleotide messenger RNA. The record is from the annotation of a GenBank genome assembly. NCBI's taxonomy places the organism in Eukaryota, Viridiplantae, Streptophyta, Magnoliopsida, Malvales, Dipterocarpaceae.